Molecule: messenger RNA, 1660 nt
Organism: Chlorocebus sabaeus (green monkey)
Lineage: Eukaryota; Metazoa; Chordata; Mammalia; Primates; Cercopithecidae
Gene: KHK
Product: ketohexokinase
Biological process (GO): fructose metabolic process
Molecular function (GO): ketohexokinase activity
Source: RefSeq, a predicted model, not a curated record
GGGGCGGGCAGCAGCGACCACGGUCUUCAGGCAGGGCUGCAGAUGCAGGCCCAACUCUACCUCGUGGGUCCAGCGUUGGGAGUCCGAGACGCAAGUGCAGCAGAGGGCGGGGCACGUAGCGCAUUUCCAGCGCAUUUUCUCUUUGCAUUCUCGAGAUCGCUUAGCCGCGCUUUAGAAAGGUUUCCAUCAGCUCCGAGUCCAUCUGACAAGCGAGGAAACUGAGGCUGAGAAGUGGGAGGCGUUGCCAUCUGCAGGCCCAGGCAACUUGCUACGGGAAGACCGGGGGCCAAGACCUCCGGGUUGGCUUUCCCAGGCCAGCUUGGGUCUUCGGGUGUCGGGAGCAAGGGCCCUGCUCCUUUCGUUUCCUGCACCCCUCGCCGCUGCAGGUGGCUCCCUGGAGGAGGAGCUCCCACGCGGAGGAGGAGCCAGGGCAGCUGGGAGCGAGGACACCAUCCUCCUGGAUAACAGGCAGAGGCCGGGAGGAACCCGUCAGUCGGGCGGGCAGGAAGCUCUGGGAUCAGCCUCAUGGAAGAGAAGCAGAUCCUGUGCGUGGGGCUAGUGGUGCUGGACGUCAUCAGCCUGGUGGACAAGUACCCUAAGGAGGACUCAGAGAUAAGGUGCUUGUCCCAGAGAUGGCAACGCGGAGGCAACGCGUCCAACUCCUGCACCGUUCUCUCCCUGCUCGGAGCCCCCUGUGCCUUCAUGGGCUCAAUGGCCCCUGGCCAUGUUGCUGAUUUUGUCCUGGAUGACCUCCGCCGCUAUUCUGUGGACCUACGCUACAUGGUCUUUCAGACCACGGGCUCCGUCCCCAUCGCCACGGUCAUCAUCAACGAGGCCAGUGGUAGCCGCACCAUCCUAUACUACGACAGGAGCCUGCCAGAUGUGUCUGCUACGGACUUUGAGAAGGUUGAUCUGACCCAGUUCAAGUGGAUCCACAUUGAGGGCCGGAACGCAUCGGAGCAGGUGAAGAUGCUGCAGCGGAUAGACGCGCACAACACCAGGCAGCCUCCAGAGCAGAAGAUCCGGGUGUCCGUGGAGGUGGAGAAGCCACGAGAGGAGCUCUUUCAGCUGUUUGGCUACGGAGACGUGGUGUUUGUCAGCAAAGAUGUGGCCAAGCACUUGGGGUUCCAGUCAGCAGGGGAAGCCCUGAGGGGCUUGUAUGGUCGUGUGAGGAAAGGGGCUGUGCUUGUCUGUGCCUGGGCUGAGGAGGGCGCCGACGCCCUGGGCCCUGAUGGCAAACUGAUCCACUCGGAUGCUUUCCCGCCACCCCGCGUGGUGGAUACCCUGGGGGCUGGAGACACCUUCAAUGCCUCCGUCAUCUUCAGCCUCUCCCAGGGGAGGAGCGUGCAGGAAGCACUGAGGUUCGGAUGCCAGGUGGCCGGCAAGAAGUGUGGCCAGCAGGGCUUUGAUGGCAUCGUGUCAGAGCCGGUGCGGUAGGAGGUGCCGGCUCCCCGCACACUAUGGAGGCUGACAUUGCGGCUGCAUCGCCUUCUCCCCUCCAUCCAGCCUGGCAUCCAGGUUGCCCUGCCCAGGGGACAGAUGCAGGCUGUGGGGAGGACUCUGCCUGUGUCCUGUGUUCCCCACACAUCUCUCCCUACAGAGCCUCAGAGCGAAUAAAUCUUCCUCAGAGCCAGCUUCCCCUGGCAGCUUCUGUCCUCGA